This is a messenger RNA of Ilex paraguariensis (yerba mate), 1082 nucleotides long. The record is from the annotation of a GenBank genome assembly. NCBI's taxonomy places the organism in Eukaryota, Viridiplantae, Streptophyta, Magnoliopsida, Aquifoliales, Aquifoliaceae.
AACAGACUCCAUUGCAAAGCUCAUUGCCUCUCUCACUCUUUCUUCACAACACAAUGGCAGUUUCUGAUGAGAUUGGAGCUCUCACAAGGGCCUUCUCAGGACUGGGUAUCGAUGAGAAGUCAUUGAUAUCGAUACUGGGGAAAUGGCAUCCGGAGCAGAGAAAUUCAUUCAGGAAAGGAACUCGUAACUUCUUCAUCGAGGAUGAACGACAGUUCGAGAGGUGGGACGACCGUCACAUCAUCCAAUUGGAGCGUGAGUUCCUGCGUUUUAAGAAUGCUAUGGUGCUUUGGACCAUGCAUCCUUGGGAAAGAGAUGCCCGUUUGGCUAAGGAGGCUCUGUACAAGGGACCGCAGUAUGGUGUGCUCAUAGAGAUUGCAUGUACUAGAUCGUCCGAAGAGCUAUUGGGAGCAAGAAGAGCCUACCACUCCCUCUUUGAACGCUCGAUAGAGGAAGAAGUUGCCUCUCGUGUCGGUGGAAUUGAACGCAAGCUCUUGGUUGCACUUUUGAGCUCAUAUCGUUAUGAAGGUCCACGGGUCAAUGAAGAAAUUGCAAAAACCGAGGCUAAAACACUUUGUAAUGCCAUUAAAAAUGCUGGUAAGAAACCAGCUAUUGAGGAAGAAGAGGUUUUGAGGAUACUAACUACAAGAAGCAAGCUCCAUAUCAAGGCAGUGUACAAACACUACAAGGAAAUCAGUGGCAAGUAUCUCGACCAGGAUCUUGAUGCUGAGUUGGGCUUAAAAGAGACAGUGCAAUGCCUAUGCUUACCUCAAACAUAUUUUAGCAAGGUGAGAUCAAAAUACAUAAUUUUGCCUCCAAAAUUCCCAACGCUUUUUUCAAAUAAAUAUUUUCACAAAAACAUAUCCUCUCAGGUACUGGAUGAUGCAUUGAAAACCAGCGUGGAUGAGAUUACGAAAGAAACAGUGACUCGGGUAAUCGUUACUCGAGCAGAUGCUGAUAUGAAGCAGAUCAAAGAAGAGUACCAUCAGAAAUAUGGGGCUACUCUCUCCAAGAAAAUCGAAGAUGUAGCCAAUGGCAACUAUAGAGAAUUCUUGCUUACAUUGGUUGCAAGAGGAGACCAAUGA